AUGCGCAUCCAAGUCCGAGGCACCGCCCCGUACAACAGCGGCGAUGUCGUCGUCUUGGAAAACAUCACCGUGGCGGAGCUGCGCAACAACCUCAUGGCCAGGUUUAACAUCGACCCCGCGACGCACGGCAUCCGCCUGCUAUACCGCGGACGACUGAUGCAGGACCCCAACUCGGUGAGUAGCUACGGUGUGGAGGAAGGCAGCACCGUGCACAUUGUUGUGCAGCCCCGUCAGCCGGAGGGCGGCAGCAACGGAGGCGGUGAAGAGCACAGCGCUGGCCCGAACCAACAACACCAGUUCACGAUGCCUCAGUUCUCCUUUGGUACGGCGGACAACAACGGCUACAACUACGUCUCCGGCGGCGGCUUCUCUUGGCAGCCCUUUGCCUCUACGAUCGCCAGCUCCAUCUCUACCGCCUUUCAGCAGCAUCAGCAGACGGCGCCGCAGGGGUCGUCGAUGCCAUCGACAGCACCUCCAGCGUCAGACAACACUCCGCACGUGACCUUCUCUUAUGAGAUGGGCUCGAACGUGCCGAGGAGCGACGGCACAGAUGCCGGUGGUAGUGGUAUCGAUGCAGCGGCAGCGGCAGCCAACCCUGCGGUGGCUGCCACCGUGAACGCCUUUACUUCGCAGCUGCCGUGGCUGAUCUCGUCCGUUCUUUCCAACUCGCUGAACGGUAAUGCGAGCACUCAACAGUCGCAGCAGCAGCAGCAGCAGCAGCAGCAGCAGCAGCAGCCAUCCACCGCAGGUGCUACGCCAGCGGAAAUGACGGGUGGGACGGCGGCGGCACCAGCAGGCCCAGCCCCUGGUGGCACGGGUGCAGGUGCCGCGGCGGACGCCGCAGCGCCAGGGCAACGUGAGUCCUCCACACCUUCCCCGGCGGCACCGCAGCCACCAGCUGCUCCUGCACCUGCUGCUGCUGCCGGUGGUGCUGCCCCGCAGCCCACUUUUCACUUCACCACGGCUGCCUCGCCACCACGCAUGGAUGUGUUUGUGGGCAGCGCAGCGCCGUCGAUGUCGCCUCCGCAGUACCCGCCGCAGCAGCCAUCGGUUGUGCACAUCCAUGUGCACUGCACGCCAGAGGAGCUGGACGCACUGCCGGAGCGUCUGCGACGGCUCUCUGCGCAGAUCCCAGUGAGUCAUGUGACGCUGCAGGCGGACACAACAGAUCGUAACAGCUAUACCCAGCCCGCGAUGCAGGAACAGCAGCAGCAACCGCGCACCACGGCCGCCUUCCAGGCGAACAACACCAGCGCCUCCUCUGCGAGCGACACGCAGACGCCAUGGAUCAACGAAGCCAUGAGCACCACGCUGGCAACCCUGGGAAUGCCGCAGCUGAUGCAGCUGGCAGCGGGCAACUAUAACGUCCUCGCGAGCCUGCGGGCGCCAUUGCGGGAGCAGGUACAACGGCGACUCAACGGAACGGACGAGUCGCCAGCUGCUGUGGUGCAUAUGGCCCAGAAUGAGGCGAGGCAGCUCAGCGAGCGUAUCUUCAGCAUGUCGACUGUGCAGAGCCUCAUGACGCAGCAGACGGCAGCGGCCACGAGUGCUGGGAGGACCGUUGAGGAGGUGUCUCAGCGCGUGGGGACAUUCCGGCAGGAGCUUCAGCGCUACCUCGAGCACUUCUACGUGUCUGUCAUGCAGCACCUCUCCCGAAGCUCGGCAAACGCGGCGGAAUGGAGUCGGGACCUACGCAACAUCGUGGUGCGCUACGUUGGCAUGGUCCUCAGCCGCUCCACACGGUGGUUCGAAGGCGGUAGCGGCGCCUUUCAGCCCGCCAUGGCAAACAUUAUGCAGACACUCCUGCAGAGCAGCGGCGUGCAACAGCAGUACCCCAUGCUGCAGGCUUUCUCCUCCAUGCUCAGCCCGAUGCUGCAGUCACUACUGGGUCAGUGGGAGCGGGAGUAUGACCAAAGCAUGCGGCGCAGCGACGACAGCCUGCAGUUCGAGCAGGACGCGUCACAGCAGCCGACCGCGCCACUCCUACCGGCACAGGCGCCAGUCAGCGCCCCCGCCACCGACACCCUCGACAGCGCCGUGGGCAAGCGCAUGACCGCCGCGGACCGCGGCGACGACGACGAUUUCGAGGAUCUUGCGAAGGAGUUGAUGGAGGACGCUGACAACGACGCGCCCCAGCCAGCAAAGAAGGCGGUCACGCCGAAGUCACGGCCGUUGGAGGCGCCAAGCGGCGACCUGUCGGCGGUAGCCUCUCAGACCCGCCUGGCAUCCGCUGUGGAGGAAUGGGAGGAAGCAUGCAAUGUGCCGCACUCGGUCGCCGAGCGGGUGCGUGACAUGGCGGCCCGCUACGCUGAGGCGUGUGUGACUCAGGCGCCGCCGAACAACACCUCGGAGAGCGCGUCCGCACCGCAAACGCCACCGCCAUUGCAUGAUGGAGAGCCACAGGACUCGUCCACGCGCGGGCACAGUGACGACUGGGUGAUGUGGGAGGCAAACCCCUAUGGCAACUCCGCCUCGCACCGGUAG
Messenger RNA from Leishmania mexicana MHOM/GT/2001/U1103, 2484 nucleotides. RefSeq names its product ubiquitin-like protein. The record is from RefSeq and is a predicted model, not a curated record. The transcript has a single exon. Bases 1 to 2484 code for a protein of 827 amino acids. Gene Ontology annotation, molecular function: polyubiquitin modification-dependent protein binding. Lineage: Eukaryota; Euglenozoa; Kinetoplastea; Trypanosomatida; Trypanosomatidae. Gene Ontology annotation, biological process: ubiquitin-dependent protein catabolic process. Gene Ontology annotation, cellular component: cytosol.